AUGUUCAAUUUCAGCAAUCUCGCCCGCUUCACCGGGUUUGCCCGCGCUGCCAGCCGCUCGGUGGUAGCUUCGAAGCCAACGGUCACUAUGUUCCACAAUCCCAAUGUGCCCAUGUCGCAUCAAAUCUUACAAAAAUUGAAGGAAAGAGCACCAAAAACCUUCAAUUUGGAUGUGAGGGAGAAUCAAUUGCCCCAUUACUCCACCUACCAUUUCAUUCACGAAAAGUGCAUUAACGUGCACCCACAGAACGCUCGCGGGUUCGAGCGUAUCUUCCCUGCGUUGCUCGAUUCAUCCAACCACACCUUUUGUGACGUUGAAGUAAGAAAGAACUCAAAACAAAAGCAAUUUGUGCCGGACAUCGACCUUGUCUCUGAAAACACUUAUCUCGACAAGGUUGCUCACCAGAGUGCAAGCAAUAUGGCGCCAUUCGCAGUCGAUUGGUUCAACCAGUUGGUGGCUACCGAUGAGGAAGGAUUGAACAGGCUCCUUGCCAAUUACAAUUCGACGCACAUUGUUCGGGACAUGAAGGAGGCUAAAGGUAAAACCGAAGUGGCCAAAGAAGACGCUGUCAAGGUGUGUGCACGUGAGCCCCCAUCCAAUUUGCAGCCAUCCGUUCAACACGGGUGUGCCCCUUCUGUGGCCUCAGAGCCCUUCACAUCGCGUGCCCUGGCGGCCGCUAUGGCUUGUGUUGUCCACCCGCAUAUUGCUGAAUUUGCUGAUCUCUUUUAA
Molecule: messenger RNA, 729 nt
Organism: Candidozyma auris
Lineage: Eukaryota; Fungi; Ascomycota; Pichiomycetes; Serinales; Metschnikowiaceae
Exons: 1
Coding region: 1-729 (242 amino acids)
Cellular component (GO): mitochondrion
Molecular function (GO): oxidoreductase activity
Source: RefSeq, a predicted model, not a curated record